AUGGCCCCCCUCCGUCCUACUCCAGACUACAUCGGCUACAGCUAUGCAGCCAUCACGUUUCUCGGCGGUCUCAUCGGCCUAAUCAAAGCCGGCUCCCUUGCCUCCCUCAUCGCCUCUUCCAUCUGCGCCUCUGCCAUCCUCUACGGCGCCAUGCAAACCUCGCGUGACCCACAAGCUGUCAAGUCCAUCUUGGUGGUGAGUGCAUUGCUCGCCGUCUUUUUCGGUCGUAAGUUUGGCAAGUCCGGUAAAGUCAUGCCUGCUGGUCUGAUGCUCGCUUUGAGUCUCGCUAGUGUUGUGUAUUACGGCAAAAGGCUGCUCUAA
This is a messenger RNA of Protomyces lactucae-debilis, 321 nucleotides long. RefSeq names its product transmembrane proteins 14C-domain-containing protein. The record is from RefSeq and is a predicted model, not a curated record. Gene Ontology annotation, cellular component: mitochondrial membrane. Gene Ontology annotation, biological process: regulation of heme biosynthetic process. Bases 1 to 321 code for a protein of 106 amino acids. The transcript is spliced from 2 exons. Lineage: Eukaryota; Fungi; Ascomycota; Taphrinomycetes; Taphrinales; Protomycetaceae.